AUGCCAGCAGCACCCGUGGCGCCAGGUACAAAGCGACCGCGUGACAACAACAGCGAGACUGAGGGAGGGCGAGGAGCACCUCAGCCGUCCGCGUCGCCACACGCAGCCAUAAUAGAAAUAAUCCACGGCAUCACGCAGUCCGCGACAGAGGCAUACGAGAAGCGGUGUGAUGAGUUCGCGGUUGCCUGCCAAGACAUGGACACUUUGCUGAGUUCUCCGUCGUUCCGCCAGAAGGCGCUUCGCUUCAUGACUCCACGCACGGAUGGGGCCGAACUUGACGGCCCUGCGGAGGUAGGAGUCGUGCAGCUUGUAGCCAACGACGGCGAAACUCUUAUCUUCACAUCUGAGGCCGUUGCAUCCGUAAACGUCCCUGCCACUCUGGGACAACGCGUUUGCAUGGGAGACAUAGUGCUUUUUCAACGGCUCACAACUAAUGAUGAAGAGGGAAAAUGUUCAGCAGCAGCAGCACUGGAUUUCUUGGCCCUGGACCCGUCGGCGCUGCUGGAUGCCACAGACUGGUGCCAUGCCGCCUCGUGGAAUGUGGUGGUGGUGAUGAAAUGGGUGCAUAAACUCCUCUCAUGCCCCCCAGGACUCUCGCAACUGACGUGCAUUGUAGACUCUUUCAUGGGGGUCGCAAAUACAUCUACCCCCGCCACAGAUGCGUGGUCAAGAUCGCUGCAGCUCCCUCUUCUCCUGUGCCAGCUGAAAAGAGUAGGGGACGUGGAGAUAAGCAAGGUUCAGCAGGUGAAAAGGGUUAUUUUGUCUCUCCUCCGCCUUUAUGUGGCCAUAUUAGGGAAUGCGGAGGCUAUCAUGACCCUACCACGCGUGGUGGAAGAGCUGGUUUACCAAUUCAUGGAGUCGCCAUUGUUCGUGGACGGCCUUACGGUGGUGCUGCCGCAGAUGGCUGCUGCUGUUUCAGAGUCUACAUGGGCGAGCGUACAGCAGACGAUGCACGACGCCAUGCGGAUGGCGCUUCGAUAUGUGUGCAGAGAGGAGGUGGUGUUGGAGACAAGGAGACAACAUGAGCUGCAGCAGCGUGCUGAAGCUGCAGUGUUUACAGUCCUAAACCGCAUCUCCGCUUUCUGGCUGACACACACUACUGCAGCAACAACGGCAGUACCACAGGCUAGUGGUAACAGCCAUGCGGUGGUGCAGUUGGUGGAAGAGAUUGCUCGUACUGGUGUGUUCCGCCGCGUCACGCAGUGGAUGCGCCAUAGAGAGCGUACAGUAGGCGCUGCAAGCCUCGUCGACAAUGCUCAUAUGCCACCGAGCCUGCAGGACAUAUAUGACCUCCAUGGCUUACAGGAAACUACAGUAAAAGAAAUGAUGGCGGCAAUGACACAGAUAUACACGCCGUACCUUCGUCAGGAGACGCUGCGCUUUGUUGAGUUUGCGAUGCUUGCGGCGUAUGCCGAGUUGUACGGGCCGGCGUCACGUGCCACAGCCAAAUUGAUUGAAUCUGCCGCGAAUAUGUCAGUGGACGGAGUUGGGCAUCAACAGCAGAAGCAACUGCGCAUCAUGGAAGUGAUGCAGCCAGUUAUUCGACAGAAGCUCUCAGACUACACUUUGGAGGAGACUCAGCUACAUGCCUUAUUUGGGAUGCCGUUAUCGAUCAAGUUGCGCGUUACCGGUGGAAGGGAUGCCCUUUGCCCUCUGAGGGAAACGACAUCCACCUUUGCUUGCAUUGUACUCCUAUUAAAUGGCAAACCAUUUGUCUUCCCUGUCAUUGUGUGCGAUGUGGUGAAGGAUCAUGGUGAUGAUGAGGAUGAGGGAGAAGAUAAGUUUGUUGUCACGGCAACUGUCUACGUUCUCCGCGACAAGGACAUGCUGCCCUCGCUGGUAACGGCGGGCGCCGCUGCUUCCACCACUCACGACGGCCUACCAGAGGCAUGGCUGUGCUGCAGCGAUCGUCAUAAGAACUCGAGCAACAACGAAGAAGAUCACAUCAGUAGUCAAUUUCCACGCUUCUUUCCAAAGGGCACAUCCACCUUGUCGUAUGUGUUAUACAUCCUGCACCUUCAGACGACACGCGCUCAGUUGAGGCAUAACGAACAAAGUGGUGCGAAUGGUGCAGCGCGUUUCAAGAGUGGACAGAGUAAAGGUGGCGCGGCGCAGAGUGGUGUGCUCUGGUGGGGGGCAAGCUGCAGUGGAGGACCCUCUGAUUUCUUUGUGCAUUCCGCCCCACUGGCAGGAGAGGGUGAGGCCUUGCAGCAGUCGCUUUCCCAGCUCACCGAUGCCGCCUCUCUCACCGCCUCGCAGGUCGAGUGCCUUCAUACUCUGACGAGCACAGGACCUGGGGUGCGUGCUCUCCUCGGCACUGUCGGUAGCGGUAAGACAGCGUUGAUGCACGCAGCAAGCCUAUCGCGUGGCCGUGUACAGGAGGCUUUGCGGCGGCAGCACCAGCCGCUCUGGCACGCGCUGAUCAAGCACAGCUCGCAAGCACUCGCUACGCACGUUGGGGAGCUGGCGGUAACCGAAGGAAUAGAAGAUCUAUUCAGGGCCGCGGACGGCUCCACCGCGCGGGACUUGCCGGAGGAUGUCACCAACGCGGCGCUUGGGCAUAUUCACGAACACGUCCUCCUAAAUGAAAAGCUGCGACAGUGCCAGGCACCCAUGCUGCUGAGGCCGCGAGCGCUGAAUGAUGUGCCUCCGUCGCACACGCUUCGGGUGCUGCAGGAUGAUAGUGUUGCGCAGCACUAUCAUUCACUCGAGAGCAUCAUGGCUCAGAGUCACCAGCGGUCGUUGAACGCGCCACUCGUCUCCGUGCUGAGUGCAUCGCUGCAGGGCCUGAGACGACUGGGAGACUGCAUCAAUGUUAUGCGCCGGUCAACAGAGCGCGAAGACGCCUCCGAAGGCAGAGGAAGAGGAGGAGAUGAGUGGAGGCUGUACGUCAAGCUUUUGCCGUGGAUAAUGUCGAAAAAGGAGCGGCGUGACACAGUCACAGAAGCCAGACGACGGGGGAAGACAUGGGAGGCGUACCUCUCAGAGGAUGUGUGGAAUGUGGAAGCGGUGGUGAAGGGCAGCAGUGAUAUUGGUGCAGGCGAGGGGACAAUGUGGAAAAACGUGGAGCCUGCAGUAAGUUCAUUCGCUGCAGUCACGCUGCCGAAUGCAUCACGCAGUUUGUGUGCAUAUGAACGAUCCGAAGCUGCGGGGUGGAUGGCGGUAUUUGGGGAGAAACAGAGAGAUCUGCUUUAUUUUCUUCAGCAGGAGAUCAUGGAUGAGGUGCAGCAUGUCUUUUCCAUUUUUCUUGACGUGGUAAGGGCUGUGGCGGCGACUUCGCAAGUCUCGAAAGUGACGGUGGUGACAGCCACGGGACGGAUGCUGCUGCAAGGGCUUUCCUUCAUGCGUGUGUGGCAGCCACGGCAUCUCGUGGUGGAUGACUAUGAUCAACUUGGAGAUCCACUGUACGUCACACUAUCAGCGGCAACAUCGGUGGUUCUUUCGCAGCAAACGGAAUCUUCGAUGACACAUGAGCAGCAUGUCGCGUUUGCCCUGCUUAAAUCGCUGCAAAAGGAACUUCAAGGUACACCAUACUCUUCUACUGUGGUGCUUGCGGAAUCCCUUCGCUUCAAUAGUCCAGAGUAUCACAAGGCGGUGCAGUUGUGUCGCAAUAGCUCGCUUGCAUUCUAUACAGUUGCGACGCGAGGUGUGGCAAAUGCCAAUGGAGGUGGUAUUGCUAAUAAUCAUACUGCUGGUGACGGUGCUGGGGACGGUGAGCAGGUUACGCAUUCACGUGGAGCACUCACGGGGUUUUCGUCGCCGAGUUGUCUGGAGACUUGGACGCAUGCGGUGCCUCUGUCGGCAGGUCUUGCUGCAGACGGCGUCAGCACCGCCUUUGUGUGUGAUCGUAUUCGUCGUAUUGACCCGUCAUUGGUGGUGAAAGUUUACUGCAGCUGCGCGACAGACAGGGCAGCAAUCCUUGAGGGCAUGCCGCCAGCGACAGGGGUGGACUCAGAAACAAAUGGAGCGGUUUCUGUCUCUAUGCUGCCGUUCCUACCAGAUGUUUUUGUCGAGCGGGAUGAGGAAUGUGACAUAGCUGUGUUGUGUCUCUCUGGGUUCGCGCGGCGUCUGCGUCAUGUUGUUGGAGUGGAGCGACGGCAAGAGUGGGAACGACUGGCAGCGACACAGUCUUUUGUCGAACACAUGGAGUGGUGGCUCUGGCGAGUCCUUGCGUACGCUCGAUGUGGUGCUGUGCUGGUCGGCAGCAAGGAAGUCUUUCGCUUUAUCGAGCCGCUGCAACGCGUGGAGCGCUUUGUUCAGCAUGUACGCGAACAGCGUGGAUACUGGCUCCCCCCUGAAACACAAGGCACAGUGCUAGCCCUAAGUUGCCCGGACCAUGGGAACUGCCGCCAGCUCGCGCUGCUUACCUACGCCGAUUACUGUGGAUGCCAGGUACGUGUCAUUGGCGUGCAGAAGUGCCGCUCGCUCUGCUUGGCGCCGUACGAUGACUGUAAUAACCCCUCCCAUGCGUGCCUCCACGUCUGCCACAUGAUGUGCACAGAGAGGGAAGGUGGAGAGGAGGGCGCGGCCCCCUCGCACAGCCACUGUCCAUUUCCCUGCACCAAGGUGCAGUUGUGCGGUCAUAUGUGCACGCGGCAGUGCGGGGAGCCGUGUCCGCCGUGCGAGUUCGUCGGACUACAGGAACUGGCGUGCGGGCAGCGCGUGGUCGCCGGCAUGUCGGACACCGGCCCAACGCUGACGCUGGUGCGGCACUUCCAGGAGGUGCGCUGCGGGGAGGCGCCACAGCCGUGCGAAGCGCAUGUGACACUUCGCUGCACGCGGUGUGGGGGAAAAAAGCCGAUGCUCUGCCGCGAAGUGACAGCGCGCGGUGGGAUGGAGCACGCCACAAUGACGGAGCUCGAGUGCGCGGGUUGUAUCGCGCUGUACAACCGUAUCGCGAAGGAGGCCGGUGUCGCGGAAAUAGCAGCACUAGCAACAUCAGCAGCACCUGAUGGAUCUGCAACGGGCGAUCUCCCCCUGCAGGAUCUUCCAGAGGCGGCGCGGGUGAAGUUACAAAAGCUGCAAAGCAUCGCCACGAAGAAGGCGCAAUUGAUGCUGCAGAAAGAAGCACUGGAGACGACACAAGGAAGGCAGACGUCUGAGUUCUACCAGCAGCAGGAAGUGUACAACCGUAGGCGGAAGCAACAAGAAGAAGAGGUGCUUGCACACCAAAAGCGUGUUCAAGAGAGCAUUCAUGCGUGGGCAAAGACGCUGAAGGAGAAGUAUGAGGUGCAGAUUACGGUGAACGAAGAGAUGGAGACGGAAGUGCCGCUGAUGAUCAGCGAGGCCGCUGCUGAGGAGGAGAGGCAGCGGUCGUACCUCUUCGUGUAG
Trypanosoma grayi is the source of this 5331-nucleotide messenger RNA. RefSeq lists its product as hypothetical. Bases 1 to 5331 code for a protein of 1776 amino acids. NCBI's taxonomy places the organism in Eukaryota, Euglenozoa, Kinetoplastea, Trypanosomatida, Trypanosomatidae. The record is from RefSeq and is a predicted model, not a curated record. The transcript has a single exon.